Molecule: messenger RNA, 1123 nt
Organism: Bursaphelenchus okinawaensis
Lineage: Eukaryota; Metazoa; Nematoda; Chromadorea; Rhabditida; Aphelenchoididae
Source: the annotation of a GenBank genome assembly
AUGUUGUCCAACAUCUCGAACAUGUUUAGAAGAUCUUCACAGGUACCAGUAGGAUUAGAAAAGAAACAAGUACCAACGUUUGUGCGAAGUAACGGUGAAAAUGUAAGUUUACCCAUUUUUAUAUUGGUUUUCUGGUUUUUAGGAAGAGAAGAAGAAAAAGAUUGUGAAAGUGCCAGUUUAUGGUGGCCGCAACUUCUUUGUGAAUGAAAAUGAGGCUCACGAGAUGGAUGCUUACCUAAAAUCCUUGGAGAAGAAGAAACAACUGAAUCCGGACUUUCUUCGUGGUCGAUCAGUGGAACCAAGGAUGCGAGAGAUGUUGGUCGAUUGGCUACUGUCAGUCUGUGCAUGUAGCAUGCAAACAAGUCAAGAAGCCUGGACAUUAGCGGUAUACCUGACAGAUCGAGCAGCCUUGUACAUGGAGGAAGUCAACUCAUCAAACUAUCAGUUGGUUGGAGUCACUUGUUUGUAUAUUGCUUUAAAAUACGAGGAAGUUGUAGUUCCUCACAUCAACGACAUGGCAUACUUUGGUGGUCGAGCUUGUACUCAAGAAAGGAUUUUGGAAAUGGAAAAGAUUGUAAGUUGUCCAUGUUGUUACCUAAUUUUUAAGCUUUUAAUGGUUUUUGUGUUAUCUAGAAAUUUUGUUCUAGGUAUGAUUUCACUGUUAUUAAGGCGAUCUUUUCAGGUACUCCAAUCUGUGAUGUUCGACAUGUCAUUUUGUUAUCCAUGCCAUUUUCUGCGCAAAUUCCGUACCUUUCUACAAUUACCAACAGACGAUGUGAAGACCGUAUACAAGUAUGCGUCAUGUUUCGUUGACUGUGCUCUGAUAGCCUACCACAGUUCCCAAUGGUUGCCUUCUGAUCAAGCUGUUGGUGCCUAUUACCUUGCCUGUUACGUUUUGGAGUUGCCAUUCAAUGAUUGCCUCCUAACCGUGUCCGAAUUGAAUGCUGAAGCAGUGGAAAAGCGAGCCAUCGGAAUCGCAUCGGCCGUUGUGCGAAUGUGCAGGACGAACAAGAUCAAGAACGUACUUCAAAAGUACAAAUCACUGGACAGUUCGAAGAUUGUCGAAAGCACAGAAUCAUUCUUAAAAGAUUCAAAACCUUCACUUUCAUCAACCAUCUGCUAA